CUCUCCCAGUCCUCUCCCAUUCACUCUCUCAUCGUCCCCUCCUCUCUCUCUCUUUCUCAGUCAUGUCUCUCAUCAUCCCUCUUCUCUCUCUCUCUUCUCUCAAGCGACCCUCCUACCGGCCACCGGCCACCACUGUCGCACACGAGCACCCACCUCCUCACGCGGAGACGGUACACAGCCCACCUCCCAACCGGCGACGGUACAACCCAUCUCCCCACCAGCGACAGAGAAACAGUAGCUACUUGAUUUGUCUCUCCUCCAGCGCACAUCAGUUGGGCAGAAUGGACACUACAAAAAAACAGUUGACCAAACCAAGUACCGAAACUAAGAAGGUAAUGAACUAUGAGAAACAAAGAAUGAAGACAAUUAAUAACAAUCAUGAGAGAAUGAAUGCUCUAGGAGUGAAGAAUAUAACAACCUGUUUGAAGGUUGCGGUUCAACAUAAGAAAUUAAGGAAGGAAAAACAAAUACCAAUUGAGGAAAAUGACGAUGAUUAUCGACUGUCAGAGGCUGAAGAUGGCAGUGACACUGAAUCCUAUGAUUCGUUUGAGCAUGAGCUGUUAGAGAUACCAUCGAGAGCCCGGGGAGGAGUAUGCAAGAAACCACUCACCGAAGGAUGUUGA
Messenger RNA from Camellia sinensis, 623 nucleotides. NCBI's taxonomy places the organism in Eukaryota, Viridiplantae, Streptophyta, Magnoliopsida, Ericales, Theaceae. The record is from RefSeq and is a predicted model, not a curated record.